CGCGACGAGGACGGGGCGGUUCCCCGGGGCCGCCCUCAUUUCCGGCGGCGGUGCGCCGGGCGGCGGGCAGAGUGUUGCUGCGGGCUGGCGGGGGAGCCAUGGGCAAGGCCAGGCCGGCGGCGGCGCGCACGAGGGGAGCCGGGGCGCCGGCGGGUGCGCAGGGCGGCCGAGCGAGGCCCAACCCUAAUCCGUUCGAGGUGAAGGUGAACCGACAGAAGUUUCCGGUGCUGGGCAGGAAGGCGCGCCACGCCGUGGGGCAGCCCGGCGUGUCGCGCGCGCGGGCCGUGCACAAGCGCACCCAGACAUUACUGAAGGAGUACAAGGAAAGGGACAAGUCCAACGUGUUCACAGAUAAGCGCUUUGGGGAGUACAGUAGCACCAUGAGCCCAGAGGAGAAGAUGAUGAAGAGGUUUGCCCUGGAGCAGCAGCGGCAACAUGAGAAAAAAAGCAUCUACAACCUAAACGAAGAUGAAGAAUUAACUCAUUACGGCCAGUCUUUGGCAGACAUCGAGAAGCAUAAUGACAUUGUUGAUAGUGACAGCGACACGGAGGAACGUGGAACACUGUCUGCCGAGCUGACUGCUGCCCAUUUCGGAGGUGGUGGCGGGCUCCUUCAUAAGAAGACCCCGCAGCAGCAAGGAGAAGAGGGGGAGAAGCCGAGGUCACGCAGAGAACUCAUUGAAGAGCUCAUUGCCAAGUCUAAGCAGGAGAAGAGGGAGAGACAGGCACAACGGGAAGGUGCUCUGGAGCUCACGGAGAAGCUGGACCAAGACUGGAAAGAAAUCCAGACUCUCCUGACACACAGAACUCCCAAGUCUGAGAACAGGGAUAAGAAGGAGCGACCCAAGCCUGAUGCAUAUGACAUGAUGGUUCGUGAGCUGGGCUUUGAAAUGAAGGCCCAGCCCUCUAACCGGAUGAAGUCAGAAGAGGAGCUGGCCAAGGAGGAGCAGGAGCGGCUUCAGCAGCUAGAGGCUGCACGGCUACGGAGAAUGCGUGGUGAGGACGAGGGCAGCGAGCCUAGGAAACCGAAGCACCUGUCCGCGGAUGACUUAAAUGACGGCUUCGUUCUGGACAAAGACGACAGGCGACUACUGUCCUACACGGAUGGGAAGAUGAGCAUUGAGGAAGAGCAAAGCAGGGAAGCCAGUGAUGGUGAGAGUGAAGAGGAGCAGGGUGAAGACCUGAGUGAGGAGGACCCAGAGAACAGCAGUGACCCUGAUGGGCACUCAGACCUGGAAUCGGACAUGGACAGUGAGGAGGACUGUGGGCGGCCCAUCGGAGAGCCCCGGCAGGCCCUGGGCGAAGGGACGACAAGCAUUGGUCACAGAGCUCAAGAAACUGCCAGGAACCAGCUGCCCUAUACGUUUGCAGCCCCUGAGUCCUACGAGGAACUGAAAUCUUUAUUAUCGGGAAGAACGAGGGAGGAGCAGCUUGUGGUGGUGGAGAGAAUUCAGACCUGCAAUCAUCCGAGUCUUGCUGUGGGAAACAAAGCAAAACUGGAAAAACUAUUCGGCUUCCUUCUGGAGUACGUUGGAGAUUUGGCUACAGAUGACCCACCCAACCUCCGAGUGAUUGAUAAAUUGGUUGUGCAGUUAUAUAACCUUUGCCAAAUGUUUCCUGACUCCGCAAGCGACUCUAUAAAAUUCGUCCUGCGAGAUGCCAUGCACGAGAUGGAAGGGGCCGUUGAGGCCAGAGGCCGGGCGGCUUUUCCAGGCCUUGAUGUGCUCAUGUAUUUGAAAAUUGCCGGGAUGUUGUUUCCGACCUCCGACCUUCGGCACCCUGUGGUGACCCCCGCACUGGUGUGCAUGAGCCAGCUGCUCACCAAGUGCCCCGUCCUGUCACUCCAAGACGUGGUGAAGGGACUGUUCGUGUGCUGCGUGUUCCUGGAUUACGUGUCCUUGUCUCGGAGGUUCAUUCCUGAGCUCGUGAAUUUCCUUCUUGGAAUCCUUUACAUCGCAUUGCCAAACAAGUGUGGCCGCGGUUACACUCUGGUGCAUCCUUUCAGAGCAUCUGGGAAGAACUCAGAGUUGCUCGUGGUUUCUGAUGAAGAGGACAAAGCCACGUGGCAGAGGAGAGGCCUGUCCCUCCACUGGGCCUACAGACUGAAGGCCCAAAAUAAGACGGAGGCCAACCACACCAGCAGGGCAUGGGUGGGGCGUCAGCUCCAUGUGGAUGUAGUUUACAUUUCCCCAAAGCCAAGUGGUGCCAAGUGUCCAGUCGGGUCCGCAGCUGUAUUUCGCACGAUGACCCUCUCUGCUCAGGGACACGGGACAGCUGUCCUGCCCAACACCACGCUGCGCAUAUACUCCGGCCUGUGGUGGGUUUGUCAGAGCUGUGUGUUGGGGGUUGUGGUUUUUGCCGAGAGGACAGACUGUGGCAAUGAUGGAAUGGAACAAGCUGGUCCCUUUCCUGCCUCUGGGCCUAAAGUUGGGUGUCGCCCCCCACCCCCCCGCAGACUGUCCUGCCUGGCUGUGUGUCUGGCUCUGGUGAAGGGCUGCGCGCAGUUCUACAGCUCGCUGCCAUCCUUCUACGCCAUUGUGAGGCCGCUGCGAGCCCUGCUGAUGGAGCACCUGGCUGGCCGCAGUCACCCCCCAGAGCUCCAGGAACUGUGCCAGAGCGCGCUGGCCAACCUGGAGGAACCUGAGCCCCGCUGCCGGCCACUGGUCUGUGCGAAGAGCAAGCCCGAGCCACUGAAGCUCUUCACCCCCCGGCUGGUCAAAGUCCUGGAGUUUGGGAGGAAGCAGGGAAGCAGCAAGCAGGAGCAGGAGCGAAGGAGGCUGAUCCACAAGCACAAGCGUGAAUUUAAAGGGGCUGUGCGGGAGAUCCGCAGGGACAACCAGUUUCUGGCCCGGAUGCAGCUCUCCGAGACCCUGGAGCGGGAUGCGGAAAGAAAGCGAAAAGUUAAACAGCUUUUUAAUAGUCUGGCCACACAGGAAGGUGAAUGGAAGGCUCUGAAAAGGAAAAAGUUCAAAAAAUAAAUAGUGUCCCAGUGAGGCACUGAACGGAAUAAAGGCUGUCUUCUCCUGCG
Mustela erminea (ermine) is the source of this 3028-nucleotide messenger RNA. RefSeq names its product NOP14 nucleolar protein (gene NOP14). The transcript is spliced from 18 exons. Gene Ontology annotation, biological process: maturation of SSU-rRNA. NCBI's taxonomy places the organism in Eukaryota, Metazoa, Chordata, Mammalia, Carnivora, Mustelidae. Gene Ontology annotation, cellular component: small-subunit processome; Noc4p-Nop14p complex; nucleolus. Bases 99 to 2978 code for a protein of 959 amino acids. The record is from RefSeq and is a predicted model, not a curated record.